Molecule: messenger RNA, 1227 nt
Organism: Stylophora pistillata
Lineage: Eukaryota; Metazoa; Cnidaria; Anthozoa; Scleractinia; Pocilloporidae
Product: selenoprotein Pb
Biological process (GO): selenium compound metabolic process
Cellular component (GO): extracellular region
Molecular function (GO): selenium binding
Source: RefSeq, a predicted model, not a curated record
UGCAGAUACCGAAAGGAUCUUCUCCUCAAAAUGCAUGUUAUCAUUACGUCGCUUUUACUUGCGUCACUCUCGUUCUUGAUGCCGACAGAAGGCGCGAAAAUAUGUCAGAGGCCUCCGCCUUGGUCGGUCAAACAAGUGAACCCAUUGGCAGAAGCGAGAUCAAAAGGUCACGUGGUACUCCUAGGACUGAUGCUCGCUAGCUGACGAUUUUGUCAAUGGCAGGCUCAGAUGAUGGAACGAAUGUUCAAAGGAGUCGUUAUGAAGAGGAAUUUAACGGAUAUUUCUUUCAUGAUUCUGAACAUGAAGAGAGCUGCAAAUUCCAUCUCAGAGCUGCAAAGGAGAGUGUCGUUUCCAGUCUACCAGGAGCCAGCAGACCGAGACAUCAUGGGAUUAUUAGGAGGAAGUAAGGACGAUUUUCUCAUCUUCGAUCGCUGCGGACUGUUGGCUUACCAUCUUAAGUGGCCUCGCAACUAUCUGUUGUUUCCGUUUGUCCGGAAUGCGUUGAUAAAGGAAUAUACCAACAAAGGUUCAAAAUGUAAACGACACUGUCCGAUUAAGACGACCACUACUGCAACCCAGUCCACCACAAACAGGAUUAUUACGGCACAAGAAAUUCUACCCAGUUAUAGCUCAGAGAGUGUCAAGUCACGGCCUCGAUCUGAUGCCACUACUACCUCUUCACCCCCAGCAACUAGAGACCUAACACUGAUUCAGCAAGAGGAAACACUUUAAAGUGGACAACUGUUCUGGUUAUCUGUUAGAUCUGAUAAGUUUGAAUAGGAUCUUUUUGUGCUUAGAGAAACUUGACAAAGGGAAGAUUGAAUUUUUUAAUCCUUAUGGCCAAGCUGGUCGUAUCUAGCAAAAACCAAACAAAACUUUUGCAACGAAACGUUUUGUGUCCCCGCUCUUUUUCAAGAUGAGUUUUUUUAUUUGAGAUCAAUAUAAUCCUCUCUCGAAAUUUUUAAAAUAUAAUCUCUUUUAUUUUCAUAAGUUGUGAAACCGAAGCUUUUCAAUCUCAAAACUUUGUUCAAACAUGAUAAACAGGUAAGAAAACAGAAACUUGCUUGUUUUGAUGCAAACGUCAAGGUAACAGAAAGAGAAGUGACCAGGAAUUAUUUAAACUUUUUAGAUAUCUCAUGUAUCCUGUAUGACAAAGUUGCAUAAAACUUGUUCACGUGUAACUUUCGAUGAUUGGAGGAUAUGCUAUUAAAAAGUUUUAAGACAUUA